AUGUUGCGGCUCUGGAUAUAUGAUGGCGAGCUAUCUGAUCCGUACAAAGAAUUCUUCGUCGUUGAGCCAGAACUCAGACCGAGCACAGAUCCCCGCCGCCUUGCGACUAGUGUUUGGGAAGACAAAUACACGCUCGAAGAUGUCAUGGUUCCCUCAAUCAUCACUCAGGAUUUUGCGAAGAAGGUGUUUCUGAUCGGGAAAUCGCUGAACUUCAUAAGAUAUGGUUGCGGUGACUCUGGAUGGGUCGAGGCCUAUUCGAAAGAAAGCUCCAAGGAGCUGCGGUAUGGUGAUACAGCCAGCCUCGAGACGUCAAUUGACGAGGCUUACAAGGCUACCAUGGCCAGAUUAAUCCAUCUCAUGGACGACAAAUUCAGACUCUUCGAUCAUCUCCAUGCUCUAAAAAAGUAUUUGCUGCUGGGCCAGGGAGACUUUAUUGCUUUACUCAUGGAGUCGCUUGCCUCGAACCUUGACCGACCUGCUAAUUCACAAUAUCGUCACACACUAACCGCUCAAUUGGAGCAUGCUAUUCGUGCGUCCAACGCGCAAUAUGACUCUCCAGAUGUCCUUCGACGUCUGGACGCACGUAUGCUGGAGCUUAGUCACGGUGAGAUUGGAUGGGAUUGUUUCACCCUCGAAUACAAAAUCGAUGCUCCAGUGGAUGUCGUGAUCACACCUUGGGGCUCGACUCAGUAUCUCAAAGUUUUCAACUUCCUCUGGCGUGUGAAGCGUGUCGAGUUCUCAUUAGGCAGCACAUGGCGACGUUGCAUGACCGGCGCCAGGGGAGUUCUAGGAAGCGUUGAUGACAAAGUCGGCGCUGAUUGGAAGCGUGCAAGAUGCGUCAUCGCUGAAAUGAUCCAUUUUGUCUCUCAGCUACAGUACUAUAUUCUCUUCGAGGUUAUCGAAUCUAGUUGGGAUCAAUUGCAGGCCUCUAUCUCCAAGCCAGGUUGUACCCUGGAUGAUCUGAUCGAAGCCCACACGAAGUACCUCAACUCGAUUACCCACAAAGGCCUCUUGGGCUCCUCGACUUCGUCUCAGAGCAGCUCCAUAAGCAAGCCAGAAGAAGGCUUCUUGUCUCAACUACACCAGAUCUUGAAGAUAACGCUUGCCUAUAAGGACGCAGUUGAUGGGUUGUAUUCAUUUUCAGUGGCAGAGUUCACUCGAAGACAAGAGUUGAGCGCAAAGAUCGAGACCCGCACUGCUCAAGGUCAAUGGGGCGUUUCAGAGCGCGAUCUUCUUUCCUUCCGACACAGCGCUGCACAUAGAGUGGCAUCCGCAUCAUCUUCGUUUUCUUUUACACCCAAUGUGGCAGCCACUGCUGACGAAGUCGCGACACCAACAUCCCUUGCAAAUCACGAUCUCACCACAGACGACCAUAUGCUUCCAGCGCUACGGACUCGACUCCGCGAUCUCUCAGCGGAGUUCCGCUCACGGUUGAAUAUCCUUCUCGGUGAUCUGGCCUAUCAGCCUGACGUGGAUAUGCGCUUCUUGGGCGUAGUCAUGAAUUUCAACGACGUCUACGAGCCGGCUCGGAGGCGGAAAACAGCAGGCGCCAGCUCUCGAGAUAAAGAGAGAGCCAAACGAAAAGCACCGCCCUCUAGCGGCAGCUCGGACCCCCAAUCGCAGCAGAGGGAAGUAAGAAAGGAAAGGAAGGAUAUAAACGCGCAAUGA
Messenger RNA from Aspergillus calidoustus, 1668 nucleotides. NCBI's taxonomy places the organism in Eukaryota, Fungi, Ascomycota, Eurotiomycetes, Eurotiales, Aspergillaceae. The record is from the annotation of a GenBank genome assembly.